Messenger RNA from Populus trichocarpa (black cottonwood), 1533 nucleotides. Its product is annotated as ras-related protein Rab11C. Bases 593 to 1243 code for a protein of 216 amino acids. Gene Ontology annotation, molecular function: GTPase activity; GTP binding. Lineage: Eukaryota; Viridiplantae; Streptophyta; Magnoliopsida; Malpighiales; Salicaceae. The transcript has 3 exons. The record is from RefSeq and is a predicted model, not a curated record. Gene Ontology annotation, cellular component: endosome.
AAAUAAAUGGGCGUGGAAAUCACUAAAAAGCCACUGCCUGCCUCCGCCAGUGUCGGCCAGGCUGCCAUCGCCACCCAUCUCACACCAUUAUUGUUAUGUGACCUCCUUUUCUUUUCUUUUCUUUUCAUUUGUCACCACCAUCCUGUCCUUUUUUCCCCUAAAUACUAACAAUAACAAUAACAAACGGCACGUCGCUUACACGUUCGAAGUAGUAGAGACAGACAUAGAGCAUUACAUUUUAUUUUAGUUUCCUAAAUAAAUAAAAUGGUCUCCCAAAAAAAUCCUUGUAUUUAUUGGGCCGUUUCAAACCCUUUUCUUCUACCCUCCCCGUCCUUGUUUUUUCCGCUCUCUCCCGAUUCUUCUACUUCUUCUAAUAUAUAAUAUAUAUAUAAUUUUUUACAGAAAAUUCCGUCGAAAUUAUAUAAAAAGAAAAGGUUGCUGCGCAAGUAUAUAUACUCCACAUACAUAAAUUCAUAAUAAAAAAAGGGAGGACAUUUCUCUUCUCGAUCGAUUGCCCUCCUCAUUCAGAGGGUUAGAGAGAUCUGAGGAGAGAGUAUUGGUGCUACUAUUAUUAAAAUAAAGAAGAUAAAAAAUGGCUCAUAGAGUAGAUCAUGAGUAUGAUUAUCUGUUUAAGAUCGUGCUGAUCGGGGACUCUGGUGUUGGCAAAUCCAAUAUUCUUUCCAGGUUUACCAGAAAUGAAUUCUGCCUGGAAUCCAAGUCCACCAUCGGUGUUGAGUUUGCCACCAGAACUCUCCAAGUGGAUGGGAAGACGGUAAAGGCACAGAUUUGGGAUACAGCAGGUCAGGAGCGGUACCGAGCUAUCACUAGUGCUUAUUAUAGAGGAGCUGUUGGUGCUUUUCUUGUUUAUGACAUAACCAAGAGGCAGACUUUUGACAAUGUCCAGAGAUGGCUUCGUGAAUUAAGAGACCAUGCAGACUCAAACAUUGUUAUCAUGAUGGCUGGAAACAAGUCUGACUUGAAUCAUCUCAGGGCUGUUCAAGAGGAGGAUGGUCAUGCCUUGGCUGAGAAGGAAGGUCUCUCAUUUCUUGAGACAUCAGCUCUAGAAGCCACCAAUAUUGAGAAGGCGUUCCAAACCAUUUUGACAGAGAUCUAUCAUAUUAUUAGCAAGAAGACAUUAGCAGCUCAGGAAGCAGCUGCCAAUUCUACAGUUCCUGGUCAAGGAACCACUAUCAAUGUUGCCGAUGCCUCGGGGAACACGAAGAAAGGUUGCUGUUCCACUUAAAGCCAUACUUGAAGCUAGCAAGAAACCAUAUUUCAUGAUUAUUAUUUUUUUUUCCUUUUUGAAGUUUUGGCUAAGAGAGGGAGACAUGUAGAUUACUCUUUACCUGAUUGAGUUUGUGAAAUUGGAAAACGGUAUUGUUAGAAGUUUCAGGGUGGUUUGCUCUUUAUGUUUAUUACUUGUAUGUUACCUUUCAAACUGGAAGCGUGGAACUGACUGAUAGCUGGGAUUUUUGAGUACUGGGAGAAAGAGUGGUGUACAUCAUUUAAUGAGCAAGUAUAUUGCUGAGAAAA